Brassica oleracea var. oleracea is the source of this 1306-nucleotide messenger RNA. Its product is annotated as zinc finger protein STOP1 homolog. Bases 91 to 1221 code for a protein of 376 amino acids. The transcript has a single exon. Gene Ontology annotation, biological process: response to aluminum ion; response to acidic pH. Lineage: Eukaryota; Viridiplantae; Streptophyta; Magnoliopsida; Brassicales; Brassicaceae. The record is from RefSeq and is a predicted model, not a curated record.
CAAAGAGUUUAAAGAGCCAACAAACUCGAAAGACAAAACAAAACAAAACAAAACAAAAACUCAAGUUAAUUAUUUUCUUCUUAUACAUAGAUGAAUCAAGAAGAGCAUAUGAAUCAAGGACGGUAUAUUAUGAGUCAAGUAGAAGGCUCAAUGUCUUGCUUCUCCCAGACGAACUCUAGUUCCACAAUCUACAUGAAUCCCAUGAUGGCCGCGACGAGAUCAUCGGGAGAAGACAACGGCAUUUCACUCUCUCUUCUUCUGAAUCUAUCUACCAUACAAGACAAAGUCCAUGAGAUCCAAUCACUGGUCAACUUUUUCAUGAUCUCCCCUAAUAACAAUAACCAAUCCUCGGAGUCAACGUCGUCUUUAGCUGCGGCUAACGUCGAAAGUUUGGUUCAAGACAUCAUCACGGCUGCUUCUUCAAUGAUGCUUACUUGCCAACAACUCCAAAGCUCAACUAACAGCAGCAGUAAUAUUGAUACCAGUCAAACCGCAGAUGCAAUGGUUAUGGAGUUCUCCCAAGACUUCGACCCGGAUCGUGAUUUCAUGGGAGAGUCGUCAAUUAACAUUCUUGAUGUCCAAGAAAGAAGGCAUGUUUCGUUUCUCGACCAGACUACGCAGAAUCUUGACUGGUACGGCACCGAAACCACAAACCCUAAAAAAGAUAUUCAUCGUUCUAAAUCAAGAUUAGGGAACUACGAGAUAGUGGAGCUAAGCGUGGAGGAUCUACUAGCGAAAUACACACAUUACUGCCAGAUCUGCGGGAAAGGGUUUAAGAGAGACGCGAAUCUAAGGAUGCACAUGAGAGCACACGGAGACGAGUACAAGACACGUGAAGCCUUGAUCAGCCCAACAAGCCGUGACAAGAACGUCGAAUACUCGUCAAUGAGGUAUUACUACUCGUGCCCUCAUCAAGGGUGUAGAUGGAACCAAAGGCACGAGAAGUUUCAGCCGUUGAAAUCUGUGAUUUGCGCCAAAAAUCAUUACAAGAGAAGUCACUGUCCUAAAAUAUAUAUGUGCAGAAGAUGCAACGUGAAGCAUUUCUCGGUUCUGUCUGAUCUAAGGACGCACGAGAAGCAUUGUGGGGAUAUCAAGUGGGUUUGCUCUUGUGGAACUAGGUUCUCUAGGAAAGACAAGCUUAUGAGCCAUGUUUCUUUGUUCUCGGGCCACUCACCGGCCCAUGAGCCGUCGCAGCAGCAACCUCCGAUGAUCACCCCCUAAAGUAAUACCACGGCCGGAAUUGAGUUCUAAAAGCAGCAUUAUUGUUUAGUACCCUCGUGAAUAUCUCAUGAUUUUUUUUUUUUGU